Molecule: messenger RNA, 648 nt
Organism: Saccostrea echinata
Lineage: Eukaryota; Metazoa; Mollusca; Bivalvia; Ostreida; Ostreidae
Product: collagen alpha-1(X) chain-like
Exons: 2
Coding region: 1-648 (215 amino acids)
Molecular function (GO): protein binding
Source: RefSeq, a predicted model, not a curated record
AUGCCAAGUGUUAUUUAUAUUACGUUUUCUUUUAUUCUGGUGACUAUCUUGAUCGAGGGAAAGUCUAUAACUAUUAAAAAUAGCACCAUUGGACGCAUUAUUACUGCCCAAUAUUCAAAGAAGGAACUGCGAAAAGAUAUUCUGGAUCAAGUUUAUAAAGAAACGACUCAGAUUGAGAAGAAACUGAAAUCCCUCACCAAAAAAGUCUCCGAGAUGGAAAAAGGUGAUAAAGAAAGAGAAAAAAAGAAAAACAAACCAACAAAGAGCUUUGGGUUCUAUUCCUACAUAUCUAGUGAUCUCAAAAACCCUGGUGGUGGCCAUACUUUUGUAUUUGACGUGGUAAAAACGAAUUAUGAAAAUGGAUACAACGAACGCACCGGGGUUUUCACUGUUCCAAGAAAUGGGCUAUAUUCAUUUACAUGGGUGACACGUGUGCAGUGCAAUGAUGCGUACACAAGUGAGCUUUACGUCAACAAAAAUGUUGUGGGCAGCACAUAUGCGUUCUGUGGUUAUAAUACUGUCACAGGGAAUGCCAUUGUCAAAGUGUCCAAGGGCGAUGUCGUAUUCGUACGUACUCUUGCAGGAAGAGGAAUGAUAAGAAGUAAUAAACAUGGCCGAUCCUCAUUUUCGGGAUUUCGCAUUGAAUAG